AUGAGGUUUAAUAAAAUGGGAAGUGCUAAAGUUUUAUAUGGAUGUUUCAAUACUAUUUUCUUUGCUUGCGGUUUCUUUGAAGUGGUGUGCGGUUUCCUACUGCUGUGCGACACCCAGCGGGUGCUCCUGUCGCGAUUGCUGGCGUCUCCCGAGGCGGGGCUGGACCAGCCGCCGUUCUACUUCCUAGCCCUGGCCUUGCUCGCCGCCGGGCUGCUCAUGUGCGCGACCGCCGCUCUCGGCUGCUGGGCUACGUAUCUGCCAGGAUAUUUUAUCUUGACUUUUUAUUUCCUGGUCGUGCUAUCCCUUCUGAUGUGCGAAUGUGCGGGCGGCGUGCUGGCGUCGAUAUGGCCGCGCUGUCUCGGGCUUCAGAACGCGCACGGUGGCGCAGUUGGAGCCCUACAGACCUACUACGCUUUGCCAGACUACGAAUACUUUACUGCCGCGGUAGAUCUUGCACAGACUGAGUUGGAAUGUUGCGGUAUGACGAGCAGCCGGAACUACGACAUGUCGGCUUGGCAGCUGCGACGCCUGGGCCCGCGCGGGUUGUCCGUGCCGCUGAGCUGCUGCGUGCAGUCCCACCGGUCUUACCUCAACCCAGUGCCGCGGAAUACCACGCGCUGCCAGGAGGUCACGGCCGAUCCGAAGUUCCGACAUGUGCCAGGCUGCCUUGAUAGACUAGAUGAAUGGUAUCAGCAGCAAUAUUUGAUCUUCAUGCUGGGCUUAUUCGUUACGGCUGUAUUUAAACUUGGCAUUCUCUUAAGUACCGUCUUCUCCUGCAUCCGCCUUAAGCGACGAAGACAAGAGAUCCGCUCUUUUGUUAUGAAAUCCAUCGACAAUAAUACUAAUGAGAACAUCUAUGAAAGCAAGAUGGCAAUGCACGAUGAACCAAUAACGGCUAAGUACAUACAACCUAACAACUUCUACAGCCCGCGAGUGCGAAACCCCCGAAUUUUCCAUAGUAAGCCCAACGAAAUGGUAUGAGAAUUAGCUUCGGAGAUAAAUGCUUUAGAGAGAAAAUUAGAGAAGUUUUCAGAUUAUUUGUACAAACAUCAAGCCGAUUCAAUUAUGUGGUGAUUAUUUUAUUAUAACAUCACUGAAUCGGCUAGAUCAUACGUCUUUUACUCAUUUUGAAUAUGGAUCUGUUGUGUUGUAAUGUUUUUAUUAUGUGUUCAUUUUUCGUCUCAAAUUGGCAACAAGAACGAGUAGGUGCAUCAAGUGUAGUGGCAAACUAGAGGAACGCAAUCACUAUAUGCUUUACGAUGAAGAGAUCGCAUUGACUAUUCCUUAACUUAUUAUUUAUUUUCAAUACUUAACCCUUUAAAAUAAUGUGCCAUAAUUUCACGUCAUGUAACAACAUUGCUAUAAUUCUUUCUCUGAAGUAUUUAACUUCGUACGCAUUCCAUACACAUACGUAUCAUAAUGCUCAUUUUGUAUUUCAUAAAUUAUGUUAAUUUUAGUUCAUAGGUAUGAAAAUAAAAAUACUUUUGUAAUAUUCUGUGUAAUAUGCAAUAUUAUUUCAAAAGAAUGAUCAAAAAUUGGUCCUAAAGUUAAAAACAUUGUUAACAAUGGCUCUGGAAUGUCGCUAUCAUUCACAAUUGGUUUUACAGCUAUUAUUUUAACAGAGAGCUGGUAAUGUAUACUUUUGUUACUAUAUACAUAUAUAUUUUCAAUAAAUUUUAAUACAAAAUCUUUAAAAAGCUUGCUUUACAAGAUCUGGCAUUUCUGAACAUUAUUUUUAUAAAAUCUCUUACAUGAUCCCAACUAAAUAUAAUAAAUCGCACUUUACUGUAAGUACUCUGCUAUCCACAAUCGUAGUAAAUUUUAAGAAAAAUUGUUUGCUACAGUUAAUUUGUUCUUGUUAGUCACGUAUCACAAA
Amyelois transitella is the source of this 1876-nucleotide messenger RNA. It is a transcript of the gene Tsp68C, whose product is annotated as tetraspanin-33. Bases 1 to 981 code for a protein of 326 amino acids. The transcript is spliced from 5 exons. Gene Ontology annotation, cellular component: membrane. The record is from RefSeq and is a predicted model, not a curated record. Lineage: Eukaryota; Metazoa; Arthropoda; Insecta; Lepidoptera; Pyralidae.